GCUUCACUAAAAAGAAAUGACCAUCGUUGCAGCAAAAACAACUCAUACCUCCUUCUUCGGUAACCAUCGCUGCUUGCUUCAUCUAUCUUCAACAGUAAAAGAAUUGUUCUUCAUCGGUAAAACCAAAUCAAACCACAGUACCUUAUUUUGGAUAGUUUGAGAGAGUUUCAAACAAGAAGAUUGCAAGAACAAAGCAAAGUCCAGGUGCUACACAAGUAAGCAUAUCCAACAAUGGAAGCAACUAAUGAAAUCAUGAAACAAGUUAUUCCAAUUUUGAUGGUUCCCAUUAACGAUUACCUACGUUACAUUAUUUCUUGCAUGAAGUAUGUGAGGAACAUGGAUAUUAAAAUGACGGAGUUAAAUGCUGCAAGAUUCAGCGUUGAAGAACACAUGAUGCGAAAUACUAGUAAUCAUCUUGAGGUUCCAACCUAUGUCGAGGGUUGGUUGAAAGAUGUAGGAAAAAUCAUGGCAAAAUCCGAAAAGGUUCUUAGUGAAGUCGUUAGUUGCUUUAAUUUAAAGAUUAGGCACAAGGUAGGGAAGAAUGCCUUCAAUAUAAUUGAGGAGAUUGAUAGUGUGAUGAGACGACACUCUCUAAUUACUUGGACUGAUCAUCCCAUUCCUCUGGGCAAAGUACUCGAUUCAAUGAAGGCAUCCACCUCCACCCCAUCAAUUGAACACAAUGUAUUCCGGUCAAGAGAGGUGACUUUUAAAGAAGCACUAAAAGCACUUGGAUCGAACCACAAAGGUCACAUGGUAGCCUUAUGUGGGAUGGGCGGUGUGGGGAAGACCACGAUGAUGAAAAGGAUAAAAGACGUUGUGGAAAAGAGGAAAAUGUUCAAUUAUAUUGUUAUGGUGGUUGUAGGCGAAAAGACAGACCCUAUUGCUAUUCAGAAAGCUGUAGCAGACUACCUUCGUAUAGACCUAAGUGAAAGCACUAAAUCAGCCAGAGCAGAUAAACUUCGUAAAUGGUUUAAUGACAACUCUGAUGGGGGUAAGAAUAAGUUCCUCAUAAUACUUGAUGAUGUUUGGCAAUUUGUUGAUCUAGAAGAUAUCGGUUUAAGUACUUCUUUACCAAAUCAAGGUGUCAACUUCAAGGUCUUAUUGACAUCACGAAAGAAAGAUAUUUGCACAAUGAUGGGAGUUAAAGAUAAUUCAAUUAUCAAUGUCAAAGUCUUAGAAGAAGAAGAAGCACAAAAUUUGUUCCUCCAAUUCGUAGAAAUUUAUGAUCGGGAGCUUCAUCAGAUACGGGUAGAUAUAGUAAAGAAGUGUUGUGGUUUACCCAUUGCCAUAAAAACCAUGGCCUUAACUCUUAGAUAUAAAAGCAAGGAUUCAUGGAAAGAUGCACUCUCCCGUUUAGAGGACCAUGAAACUGAAAAUGUUGCAAAUGAAGUUUUCGAGAUGAGCUACCGCAAUCUCCAAGAUGAGGAGACCAAAGCCAUUUUUUUGCUUUGCAGUUUGUUCCCCGAAGACUUUGAUAUCCCUACCGAGGAUUUAGUGAGAUAUGGGUGGGGAUUAAAUUUAUUCAAAAAAGUGUAUACCAUUAGAAAGGCAAGAACGAGGUUGUAUUCUUGUAUUGAGAGACUCAUGGAUUCAAAUUUGUUAAUUGAAAGUAAUUAUGUUGGGUACAUCAAGAUUCACGAUUUGGUGCGCGAUUUUGUUUUAGAUAUGUAUUGUAAAGCUGAGCAUGCUUCAAUUGUCAGCCAUGGUAAUAUGCAUGGUUUUAUUGAAAAUAAUAUGACCGACUCUUGCACAGCAAUUUCAUUAUCAUGUGAGAGUAUAUCUGAGUUUCCAAGAGACCUUAAUUUCCCAAAUCUAACGAUUUUGAAACUUAUGCAUGGAGAUAAGUGGCUAAGGUUUCCUCAAGACUUUUAUAAAGGAAUGGAAAAGCUUCAGAUAAUAUCUUACGAUGAAAUGAAGUAUCCAUUACUUCCUUCAUCACCUCAAUUCUCAAUAAACCUUCGAGUGCUUCAACUUCAUGCAUGUUCAUUAAGAAUGUUUGAUUUCUCAUGUAUUGGAAAUAUGUUGAACUUGGAAGUGCUCAGCUUUGUUGAUUCUGGAAUUGAUCGGAUACCUUUGACAAUUGGAAACUUAAAGAAAUUAAGGCUACUUGAUCUGAGAUGUUCUCAUGGUCUUUGUAUAGAACAGAGUGUCUUGAAAAAUUUGAUCAAACUUGAAGAACUUUAUAUUGGAAAUUCAUCUGGUCUUAUAGAUGAUAACUACAAUGAGUUGUCAAAGCGUUCAAGCAACCUUUUCGCAUUAGAAUUAGAGUUCCUUAAUAACAAGGAUCAAAUGAAGAAUGUGUCAUUUAAGAAUCUUGAACGAUUCAAGAUAUCAGUGGGACGCCGUUUAGAUAGAUAUAUCAGUGAGAGUAGUCACCCAUAUGAAAACACGUUGCAGUUAGUGACCAGCAAAGGUGACAUACUAGACUCGAAACUUAAUGAGUUGUUUGUGAAAACUGUGGUGCUUUGUUUAAGUGUAGAUGACAUGACUGAUCUUGAAGAUGUUGAGGUAAUAUCUUCAAAUUCUUAUCAAUCCUCUUCAUUAUGCAAUUUAAGAGUCCUUAUCGUUUCUGGUUGUGCGGUGUUGAGAUACCUUUUCAAACUCUGUGUUGCAAACACUUUGUCAAAUCUUGAGCAUAUGGAAGUUUAUGAGUGCGAUAAUAUGGAAGAAAUCAUACAUAAUGGGACUGUGGGUAGUGGAAAAGAAACAAUUACAUUCCCCAAGCUGAAAUUUUUAUCUUUGGGUAGACUACCGAAGCUAUUAGGUUUGUGCCUUAAUCUCAACAAAAUUGAGUUACCACAACUCAUAGAUUUGAAACUUAAGGGCAUUCCAGGUUUCACACGCAUUUUUCCACUGGAAACAUCUACUUUGUUUAAGGGAGAGGUUGUGAUUCCUAAGUCGGAGACACUUCAAAUUAAUGACAUGGAGAACUUAAAGGAAAUAUGGCCUUGGGAACUUAAUAGAGAUGAGAAAGUUAAAUUGAAAGAGAUUGAAGUGAAUAAUUGCCAUAACCUUGUGAAUCUAUUUCCGUGCAAUCCCAUGUCUCUGCUGCAUCAUCUUGAAGAACUUAAAGUCAAGAAUUGUGGUUCCAUUGAAUCGUUAUUCAACAUCGACUUGGAUUGUAAUGGUGCAAUUGGUGAAGAAGACAACAUUAGCAGCUUAAGAAGCAUCAAAGUGGUGAACUUAGGGAAUCUAAGAGUGGUGUGGAGGAUAAAAGGUGCAUAUAACUCUCGUCCCCUCGUCUAUGGCUUUCAAGCUGUUGAAAGCAUAAGUAUUGAAACAUGUGAGAGGUUUAGAAAUGUAUUCACACCUUCCACCACCAGUUUUGAUCUGAGAGCACUUAGGGAAAUGAAUAUAAGGGAUUCCGGUGAAAACAAGCAAAACAGCGAAUUAGUAGAGAGUAACCAAGUGCAAGAGCAGUUUUUAGAAGCAGGUGUCGCUUCUUGGAGUUUAUGCCAAUACGCUAGAGAGAUAGAGAUAUAUAAGUGUGAUGAAUUGUCAAGUGUGAUUCCAUGUUAUGCAGCAGGACAAAUGCAAAAGCUUCAAGUGCUGACAGUAAGGUCUUGUGAUGGGAUGAAGGAAUUAUUUGAAAAGAGUGGUUGUGAUGAAGGAAAUGGUGGAAUUCCAAGGCUAAAUAACGUAAUUAUGCUUCCCAGUCUAAAGAUAUUGCACAUCACAUGUUGUAGGGGUUUGGAACACAUAUUCACAUUCUCUGCACUUGCAAGCAUGAGACAGCUCGAAGAGUUAACUAUAACAUAUUGCAAGGCCUUGAAAGUGAUUGUGAAGAAGGAAGAAGACAAUGCAUCAUCAUCGUCAUCGAAGGAGGUUGUGGUCUUGCCUCAUCUAAAGUCCAUUGUACUAUUGGAUCUACCUGAGCUGGAGGGUUUCUUCUUGGGGAUGAAUGGAUUCCUAUGGCCUUCAUUGGAUAUGGUUGGGAUCAUUGAUUGUCCUAAAAUGCUGGUAUUUGCACCUGGUGGGUCCACAGCCCCCCAACUCAAGUAUAUACACACAGGAUUAGGCAAACAUACUCUUGGAGAAUGUGGUCUUAACUUUCAUGUCACAACUGCUGCACAUCAUCAGACACCAUACCCCAGCUCAUACGGGAUGCCUUGGUCUUUUCAUAACUUGAUCGAGUUAGAUGUAAACAUAAACAGUUAUGUUAAGAAGAUUAUUCCAUCUAGUGAGUUGCUGCAACUGCAAAAGCUGGAAAAGAUAAAUGUAUUCUCAUGUUGGGAGGUAGAGGAGGUAUUUGAAACUGCAUUCGAAGCAGCAGGGAGAAAUAAAAAUAGUAAUUGUAGUAGUGGUAGUGGUUUUGAUGAUACGUCACAAACUACUACUACUACUCUUUUCAAUCUUCGAAACCUCAGAGAAAUGAAGUUGAAUUAUCUACGUGGUCUGAGGUAUAUAUGGAAGAGCAAUCAAUGGACAGUAUUUGAGUUUCCAAACCUAACAAGAGUCGAUAUAUGGGGAUGUGAUAGGUUAGAACAUGUAUUUACUAGUUUCAUGGCUGGUAGUCUAUUGCAACUCCAAGAGCUACGUAUAGAGAACUGCAAGCAUAUUGAAGAGGUAAUUGUUAAGGAUGCAAGUGGUGUUGUAGAAGAAGAGGAGGAACGAACUGAUGGCAAAAUGAAAGAGAUUGUGUUACCUCAUCUAAAGUCCUUAGUACUUGGAAGUCUUCAAUGUCUUAAGGGGUUUAGCUUCGGGAAGGAGGAUUUUUCAUUCCCAUUAUUGGAUACUUUGUGCAUUAAGUAUUGCCCAGCAAUAACAACUUUCACCAAUGGAAAUUCUACAACUCCACAGCUAAGAGAAAUAGAAACAAGUUUUGGCCUGUUUUAUGCUGCAGGGGAGGAUAUCAACUCCAUUAUAAAGAUGAAACAAGAGGAAUUCAAAAGACACCCAUAUUAAUGUCAAGUAAAUAAUAAAGGUUAACUCUAUUUCCAAGCACUCAUUGUUGGCUAUAACCUAUUUUUCUCCUAUGCAUCAAUGGUAUGUGAUUCGUGCAUUUCUGACUUGCUCUUCAUGAGGAUGUAAAUUCUGAUGUUGGACUACAAAUGGUGUAUCCUUUUUGCUUCCAAAGACAGUAUCAAGAAUCGCUGGAGAUAAGUUACAAUGAUUUCAACCAUUCUGUAUCUUUGAAAACUGUGACAUUCAUGUCCACGUUUUUUAGUACUCAAUUCCUUUCCUAAUUGUAUUCAAUCAAAAGUGCAUAACUGUUUAUCAUUAUUCUUAAACAUAAUUAUAAGAUUCAUUUGUCAUCA
Messenger RNA from Lactuca sativa (garden lettuce), 5258 nucleotides. Its product is annotated as putative disease resistance protein At4g10780. Gene Ontology annotation, molecular function: ATP hydrolysis activity; ADP binding. The record is from RefSeq and is a predicted model, not a curated record. Lineage: Eukaryota; Viridiplantae; Streptophyta; Magnoliopsida; Asterales; Asteraceae.